This is a messenger RNA of Dentiscutata heterogama, 210 nucleotides long. The record is from the annotation of a GenBank genome assembly. Lineage: Eukaryota; Fungi; Glomeromycota; Glomeromycetes; Diversisporales; Gigasporaceae.
AUGAAAUAUAAAGAAAACAUUAAGGACUUUAAUAAAGAAAAGGAAACAUUAAAAACAAAGUCCAAUAAAAAGAAGCAAAUACUAACUUUGCUAAGAAAGAAAAACUUUAGAGAUGCUUUUGAGAUAGCAAACUCAGAAAAACAUAUAACAACAUGGUUAGGAAGAGGAUCUGAGAUAAAAAUUGAUUAUAUUUGGGUUUUGAAAGGCUAG